This is a messenger RNA of Balearica regulorum gibbericeps (East African grey crowned-crane), 361 nucleotides long. The record is from RefSeq and is a predicted model, not a curated record. NCBI's taxonomy places the organism in Eukaryota, Metazoa, Chordata, Aves, Gruiformes, Gruidae.
AUGCUACAACUGUGGUGGCCUUGACCACCAUGCUAAAGAAUGUAGUCUACCUCCGCAGCCAAAGAAGUGCCAUUACUGUCAGAGCAUCAUGCACAUGGUGGCUAACUGCCCCCACAAAACUGUCUCGCAGCAGCCCACUAGUUCUCAGGGAAGACAUGAAGCUAAAUCCACUUCUGCUUUCCCGAGAGAAGGGGGAGGAACGCACGGCUAUUCGUCUCCAUCGUACUCUCAGGAGGGCAGGUCAGAGAUCUCGGAGCGCUCGGGAAGGUCACCACAGGAAGCUUCAUCGAGUAAGUUGUCUGCGUCGCCCGAAGAACCAAGCAGAAAGGGGCCUUCUGUUCAGAAAAGGAAAAAAACUUAA